Drosophila suzukii is the source of this 2219-nucleotide messenger RNA. It is a transcript of the gene l(3)mbn, whose product is annotated as lethal (3) malignant blood neoplasm. NCBI's taxonomy places the organism in Eukaryota, Metazoa, Arthropoda, Insecta, Diptera, Drosophilidae. Gene Ontology annotation, cellular component: chitin-based extracellular matrix. The record is from RefSeq and is a predicted model, not a curated record. Gene Ontology annotation, molecular function: structural constituent of chitin-based larval cuticle.
UCGUGGGGUGUGUUUCAUUCUCAGGCGCUUGCUCCGAACCGAUAAUCUCGCCGUGAGAAACGCGUCGUUCCGUCCGCUUGAAAUUCAAAUAUUUAUAAUCGUAUAUUUGUAUUAAAAUAUAAACGCCCGCUUAUUUAUGCGUUUUGUUUCGUGAGAUCGCUGACAGUUCAUAAUAGGGCGUGAAGAAUUAAAUAAAUUUGUGAGCAAUUUAAAUUAAUAAAAAUUAGGCCGCAAAAUGAGCCUCAAAAUGAUGGCGUUUGCUUGUGCUCUGCUGCUCCUGUGCACCUUGACCCACGUCCUGUCGGCAGCGACCACAGUGCGACCCUACAAGUUCGGCUUCACCAUCGACGAGCAGCAGCAUCGGGCGGAGAAGAGAGAUGAACGCGGCAUUAUCAUGGGCGAGUUUGGGUUCAUCACCGCCGAUGGAAUAUACCAUGUUACGGUCUAUGCCACCGACGAGGAGGGCAAGUUCCGCAUAAUCUCCAUGAAGAGCUAUCCCUACGCAGGUCCCGUCGGUCAAAAGACACUGUCUGUGACAACGACUCCAAAGGCAUUGCCACUUCCGCUUCCGGUGGCUCCUCCCAGGAAUACCUUCAUCACGGAGGGAUGUGCCGGCUGUUUCCUGAAGAAGUCUCCUCCCAAGACGGAGAUUCGCACUCUUUCCCAGCCAUUGUCGCCAGCUCAAUCAGGUAAGCCCGAGGGCUCUCCGGAUUACGGCCUGAAUGUGCAGUUGCCCUUCCGGGAGUCCAUUGCCCAGACUGUGGCAAGGCGUCUUGGCUCGGACCAAGAUACACAGCAAAGCACCAACACUUACACGAAUGCACCAAACACUAAACACAUCGAACUUGGUCUUAACUUAGCCAUGAACACUUACUACACAACCAAGGGCGCUGUGACCGGACAUGUGAGCACUCAGACCUCGAAUUCUCAAUCAUCAAGUGGCAACACAAAGAUCGACUACAAUGUGGGCGUGGUCGAGCGGGCCGGACCGCCAGUGUAUCCACCAUUGAACAUAAAGUUGGAUGAGUCAGCAAUAAGGGAAGCCAUCACGUAUGCCGGCCGGGUAACAGGUCCUGUGGCCCUGGCCGAUCAGCCACUUAUUGCCCCAGCAUCGGUGCCUGCCAGUCAAGUGAAAAUCUUCUCUGUAGAUGAAAAUGCCAACCUUCCGCUUGCCAGCUAUGUUCAAUCCGUAGCACAACGUCCAAGUGCUGACAUCAGAAACAUCCUUCGAUCGGGUGUUGCCUCUGCGAAAACAGUGGCGCAUUCGAAGGCACAGCCCACACUCACACAGAACCCACACCAAGCACUUCUUUUGAAUUCAGCAACCACUGCGGGAAUUUCUGGAGUGUCAGCCAAUUCACCAACCGGAAGUUCAGCAAACAGCGGAAGCUUCUCUGCAGGAAAAUCGCCUGCUGGAGGAUCUGGAGGAUCACAAACUGGAGGACCUGGGGGUGUUUUCGGCGUUGGAGGUUCAGACGGAAGCAAGGCAUCAGGUGGUUCAGCUGGAGGAAGCUCACCAGGAUCUGGAUUCGGAGUUUCUGGAGGAAGGAACCCAUCUGGAGGUUCCGCUGUCGGAAGUUCGUCAGGAUCUGGAUUUGGAGGAGUCGGUGGUGGAAGCUCGUCAGGAUCUAGACUUGGAGGAGUCGGUAGUGGAAGCUCGUCAGGAUCUGGAUUUGGAGGUGUCGGUGGUGGAAGCUCAUCAGGAUCUGGACUUGGAGGAAUCGGUGGUGGAAGCUCGUUGGGAUCUAGUCUUGGAGGAGUCGGUGGCGGAAGCUCUUCAGGAUCUAGACUUGGAGGAGUCGGUGGUGGAAGCAAAGCCUCUGGUUUUGGCGGAGGAAUUGGUGCGGGAAGCGGAACUGCCGCUGGAGCAACGGGAGAUCUGUACAAAUUCAAGUACAUCCUGGACUACAACGGACACGAGGAGACUGGCGGUCGCAAUGGCGACAAGCAGGGAAGCUACUUCGCCAUCGGCGAGGAUGCAGUGCAGCGGACCAUCGAGUACAUUGCGAACGAGUUUGGAUUCCAGCCGCACGUUAGCUGGCGGAAAUUAGACGCCAAGGAGGCGCUGCCCGAGGAGAAUUCGCUGAAGCACUACGAGUUCAAGUGGUUCAACCAGGAGCAGUAGCCGCUGAUUCUGCAGCGGAUUAGUCCAAGUCUAGGGUAGUCACCACUUUCCCCCCUGCUGUACAUAACAAGUCUUGUUAAUUUUCCCAAUAAAU